Meleagris gallopavo (turkey) is the source of this 4428-nucleotide messenger RNA. NCBI's taxonomy places the organism in Eukaryota, Metazoa, Chordata, Aves, Galliformes, Phasianidae. The record is from RefSeq and is a predicted model, not a curated record.
GGGCGGGUUUAGCCGGGAGGUGGGUGCCGAGUGUUGAGCGGUGACAUCGCGUGCCGGAGCUGCGAGCGGUUGGCUCAGCUCGUUGGGACCGGCAAAGGGGGGCAUUGAGCCCAGCCCGGCACCGCCGCGAUGCCUUCCGGACCCCCCCAUACUACAGCCACUGGUUCGGGGCACCGGUGAGCCCUAUGGGGCUCCCUUCCCCCCCGCGGACGCUAUGCGGACCAUGAGCCCCCUGCCCCUCUUUUUACUGCUGCUUUGGGAUCUCCUGGACCUGGCGCUGGCCUACCUGACAGUCAGCAUCGAGCCACUGCCGCCUGUGGUGGUGGGCGACGCUGUGACGCUGAAAUGCAACUUCAAGACGGAUGGAAAGAUGCGGGAGAUCGUCUGGUACCGGGUUACUGAUGGCGGCACAAUCAAGCAGAAGAUCUUCACCUUUGAUGCCAUGUUCUCCACCAAUUUCUCACACAUGGAGAACUACAGGAAGAGGGAGGACCUGGUCUACCAGUCCACAGUGCGCCUCCCUGAGGUUCGCAUUUCGGACAAUGGCCCCUAUGAGUGUCACGUCGGGAUUUAUGACCGAGCCACACGGGAGAAGGUGGUCCUGGCGUCCAGUAAUAUAUUCCUCAAUGUGAUGGCUCCGCCAACAUCUAUCUCAGUGAUCGCUGCUGACACACCAGCGCCCUUCAGCCGCUACCAGGCACAGAACUUCACCUUGGUGUGUGUAGUGUCCGGUGGCAAGCCUGCCCCACUGGUGUACUUCAAGCGUGAUGGGGAGCCCAUUGAGGCCACCCCGCUGCCAGAGCCACCAGCUGCCACCAGGAACUGGGCACCUCGCAACCUCCUACACCGUGACCUGGAUGACACCAAGGUGCCCCAAUCGCUGGCCGAGGGAGAAAUGGGGGGCGGGCCCCCCAACACCGCAGAACCCCCACGGGGGCUGACAGCUGAGCGGGGUCCCACCGCUGAAGCCAUCCCCGAAACUGUGGUGAGCCGGGAGUUCCCACGCUGGGUGCAUGUGGCGGAGCCCAUUUACUAUUUCCGCCACACACACGUGCCCAUCAGUGAUGGCACAGUGGAGGCACGGGCCACCCUCACCUGGACACUCAACCCCCAAAUCGACAACGAGGCACUUUUCAGCUGUGAGGUGAAGCAUCCAGCGCUCUCCAUGCCCAUGCAGUCAGAGGUGACUCUCGUUGCUCCCAAGGGCCCUAAAAUCAUCAUGACCCCAGUGAGAGCCCGGGUUGGAGACACUGUUCGGAUCUUGGUGCAGGGCUUUCAGAAUGAAGUCUUCCCUGAGCCCCUCUUCACAUGGACCCGUGUGGGAAGCCGGCUCCUGGAUGGCAGUGCCGAGCACGCUGGGAAGGAGCUGGUGCUGGAGCGAGUGCCAGCUGAGCUCAAUGGCUCCAUGUACCGCUGCACUGCGCAGAACCCACUGGGUUCCACUGACACCCACACCCGCCUCAUUGUCUUUGAAAAUCCAAAUAUUCCCCGAGGAACAGAGGACUCCAAUGCUAUGCAGGGACAAGUUUGCUCCAGAGGCCCCGGAUGGAUGGGAAUUAGGAGGAUUAGCAGCUCUGCUUUCAUCCUGAAGCAAAAAGAACCAAGCAUCCGAAUCCCUGCCGGCAAGAAAGGAUGCCAGCUGCUCAAUCCCCAGCGCUACAAACCGGCUGCCCUCUGCUCCAAACACUGGACCAGAGCCUCUGCAUCAUCAUGCCAAGGACUGUGCCCCACCACUACCCGUGCAGCUCGCAGAAUCCACCCUGCAGUGUGCUGAGAGCAUUUUCCCACCCAAGACUGUAGGAUUUAUUCCUACUCAACAUAACAUCAUGAGCAGCAGAGCAGUUGCAAUUAGCUGGGAAAUUGCUGGGAAUGGGAAGGAUGGCACAGGAAUGGAUGCCCAUCAAUACCAACAUUUGCUAAGCAAACAGCUGGAGACCUUGGUGAUGAGACCUCCCUCCCCCGAAAAAAAGUAAAAAGAAGGAUUUAAUAUCUUGCUGAACCAACAUGGCCCUCGGAAUGCAACUGGGCACUCAGGACUGGGGAGGGCAGAAAUCGCAGCUGGUACUGCCCACAUCCCAUCGCAUCACAAAGGCUCUUGGAGUGACUUUCUAUAAAGGUGAAAUCAUUUUCAGGAUAGGGAUCAACUUCCCUACCUGUAUACCUAUUUUUUAGGACUCAAGCAUGGAGCAUCCCCAAAAAUUCUGCAGCAUCACAGGAAGUUCAUCUCAACCCUGAUUUGGCAGCAAAGGCGUUAACUCCCAGCAUAGAUGGAUUUUCCCUGCCCUUUGUCGAUAAACAGAGCAGCAAUUACGCCACAUUUCUCUGAUGGCUACAGGUCUUUAGAAAAUAAACACAAUAGCACUUCACUGAAUAUCAAUGACACACAAACACAAUCCAUAAUUUCACUGGCAGCUGAGGCUUCCUAACUCCGGAGCUCUUUUUGUUGUUGCUGUUGUUUAAACCUUAAACAAAAAAGAAUCAGAUCCUUUCAUGUUUUACAACAUUUUCACCCUUUCAUUUUAAUGGAUGGUGACUGCAUUGACAUCUGACCAACUGGCUUUUUUUUUUUUUUCCUCCGGUGUUUUCUUUGUUUUUAAAGCUUGUGGCCACAAAACAAUCGCUCAAGCAAAAUAUUCAUAGGGAGAAUUGAAAUCCUCAAGGGGAAACAGGUUUGCUCUUGGUUGCUGUUUGGUCACAAGAGGACCUCUUCUCUUCCCCCCCCCCCCUCCAGUAAGAAGAAAUUUUUGCAAAAGUGUUUUUUCUAUCAUAAAUGAGUACUGCUUACACUCCCUAGGGCACUGAGGCCAUUGCAAACACUCCAACACACUCGUACAGCUUCCAAGUCUGUUUUACCACAUUUUGCAUUAAAACUGGUGGAAAAUAACAGAUUUUCCCCUUUUUCUCUCUUUUUUUUCCCCAUUCCCAGCCUGCAAAUCAAUACCAAGCCCAAAAUUCAGCGGGGCUGCAGCACAGAUCAUCUGAUCAUUUUCUGAAUUUUACGUGGGUUAUGUUUGCAGAACAUUCACCAUGCACAGUUUGGGGUUGAUUCUCAAUGCAAGCUCUCUGCUCCCCAUUGAUUCACAUCCGCAAAGCCUUUGGCCCAGGAUUUCCAGAUGCUCACUUUGAUGGGCUUGUUGGAGCCCCAGCACCUCAGUUAUGUAUGCUACUCAUCCCUUACGAAUUAUUGCAUGCAAAAUCAGCCCCAAAAUCCCUACUAGCAAGGAUGGAUGCAGGAAGUUCCACACCACCCUCCAUAUUGUGGUACCCACAGCAUACUCAUGCUCCUUCCUUAUAUCCCUUUGCUUGAAUGCAUGUUUUUUGACCAAGACAAUCGUAAGGUCCCCUAAAAAAACACAAAACUUGACAGAAAUCUGGAGUGGGACCCAUAACGGGAAUGGGAAGUGCAGAUUUUCCCCCUCUCUGAUUUUUCUCUUUGCACAUAUUUUGGAUUGGAGCAGACAAGGGAAGGAUUCCAUGCAAAGCACCAAAUAAGAGGAAAAUACUAUAUGGGAAUUGCUAAGUCACAGCCUGAACCAAUGAUAGAGCACCUGGUGAAGGGACAUAGCCAGCCCUGGGAGCACAACUCACCCAUGCAAUCAGAAUGGUGGUACCAGGUUCCCUAAGCCUCAUUUAAGGGCUAGCUGCCACAAGAAAAGUUUCUCUCUCUAGAGAUCCUUUCUUUUGGUGUAUUUGGUGAGCCCUGAUCCCUGGGAUGGGUAAGCAAAUCUUUAUUUCUUUAACUGGAUUUUGACCAUCACCAGUUUUGGGGGAAUUUAGAACUUGUUUAUCUGCCAUUGCCACAUUUCCACAGCUGAAUGCCCUUUUCACUGUUGCAUCUGUAUUUUUUUCUCUUUCAUUUGUAGCUUGCACCCUUCCCAACUUUUCUUCUUUUGAUCUUGCACUAUUUGGUGUUCUUCUAUAUAUUAUUACUACCAUAGCAGAAGCUGACAUGUUUCUGCAGAGAAACCCAGAAGGAGCAGAAUAACAGAUUCCAAGGUCAGACUGGGCCAUAUGUUUCUUCUCAGCAUUACAGACACACCACUCAGUAAUUCCGGUGGAAAUGGAGGGCUCACGUCUCACCUCCACUCCCAAACCCUUGAUCUUGCACUAAGACCCUCAUUCUUCUUACACCCCAAUGGAGAAGAGGAACACUCAUUCCUUGACACUGUUCACUUCCUACAUGAAGAAAAGGGAAGAGCAAAAACAAUCAUUUCAGUGAAUUUCAUCCAAUUUACAGUCUGGCACUUAGUUCUAGCAAGCCAAGAUUGAUGUAGAGGACCUUGAGACUGUGGGAAAUGCGGGCGGGUAUAGGGCUUGUGGGAGGUGGGUCGUGGGUGGACGGAUGUACAUGGGUUUCCGGGGCGUUCGGGUGUACGGGUAUAAAAAGCUUUGUUGCGCAGCAUUAAAUUGGCAUUCGGCGCUUGGCAC